This is a messenger RNA of Coregonus clupeaformis (lake whitefish), 1472 nucleotides long. Its product is annotated as membrane-spanning 4-domains subfamily A member 4D. Gene Ontology annotation, cellular component: membrane. NCBI's taxonomy places the organism in Eukaryota, Metazoa, Chordata, Actinopteri, Salmoniformes, Salmonidae. The record is from RefSeq and is a predicted model, not a curated record. The transcript is spliced from 8 exons. Bases 265 to 834 code for a protein of 189 amino acids.
AAAACACAGGUUGGAAAGCAAAUGGCUCCAGCUUAAAAGAGGCUACCAAAACAUUUUAUAAACUUCCAAAUAGGCCAAUUGAGCUAACAUUGUUUUACAAAGUUAAACAAGAGAGAGAGGUUUUUGGCACAAGAGCAGAGUAUCAUCCAUCGCUGGCGAGUGAGCCACCGCAUCAUUGGGUGAUUGGCUUGCUUACCAGAACAGCGCAGACGCCAUCCAAGUGUGACUUCCUCCAUAAAGUUAGAAACAAACAACAGCGGGUAAAUGAAGUACACAUUUCAGUCAGAUGAGUGCAUGGUCAUCACCAUACCUCUGGGCAGUCUCAGAGACGCUCAGGAGGGCCAGCUGAUGCCUGAGACGUUCCACUGUGUCUUCAAAGACGUCUACAAGGUCUUCCUCAAGGGUCAGCCCAAAGCUCUUGGGGCGGCUCAGCUCAUUGCUGGAGUCCUAGUCUUGAUUCUGGGGCUACUGCUUGUCCAGCACAGCCCAUUUGUUCUGUUCUACACCAUGCCCAGUGUCCUGUAUGUUGCUGCCGGAAUGCUGACCUAUGCUGCAGGUCACUCUCCAAAUAUGUGUGUGGUCAAACUGUCAUUUUCCUUGAACAUCAUCAGCUGUUUCUGGACAAUGGCUGCUGUCGUUCUCUGCACUCGCCAUGUCUAUUAUGAUUCCCCAGGGGACCAUCCAGAGGCAUUUGAUGGAAUCAAAUGGAUUGUUGCAGUUCUCCUGGUCAUUGAACUGGUUGUUGCCAUGGUGGUGAUCUACUGGGAGAGCAAAGCAGUGUGCAGACAGCACUUCAAUAUUCUGCCCAUAGUCACCCUGAAGCAGGAAGUAUGAAUCUGGACGACUGGCAAGAGCUCAACAAACAACAAACAACUAAGUGAAAUAAUUAUUCAACUUGUAUGACAUUUGUUUUACUUGUGGCAAUUUAUAGUGGAUACAGAUAGUCUUCACUCUGUAUAUGUUAUUAGGAUGUAGUAGUGAUUACCUAUGAUGUAGUAGUGAUUACCUAUGAUGUAGUAGUGAUUACCUAUGAUGUAGUAGUGAUUACCUAUGAUGCAGUAGUGAUUACAUAUGAUGUAGUAGUGAUUACCUAUGAUGUAGUAGUGAUUACAUCUGAUGUAAUGGUGAUUACAUAUUAUGUAGUGUUGAUGACGUAUUAUGUAGUGUGUAUAUUCGUAUUUUGCAUCAUUCUAACCAUUGCAAUAGAGUGAUAUACUGGCACUGUCUCAAAAGUGUAAAUAAGGAAAAUAAAUACAGAAUAUAAUUUCGAAAUAAGGGUUCUACUAAGUUUUCACUAUCCAUAUAACCUCUGGGAAAUAGUAACAACGUUGCAUUCAAUUGUUGUAGCAAUUUGUCAAAGAGAAAAGUUACUAUCAUGACAGAUUUUCUACUUACAAUUGCAUUAUGCAAUAUUAUAUUUUAAAAUGUAGCCUAUAUUUUAAUUUGACUUGUAUCUGAUUAAAAUGAGUUUA